AUGAGCUCCACAAUUUCGUCGAAGAUUGGUGAAUCGAUUCCACCAAACACUAAACAUGCGGUUUCGGUGUGUCUGCCAACAUGGGAAGCUACGGUGGGCUAUGAAGAGGCAGAUCCCGCUGUAGUGGAUGUGAUGAGUACGGGAUAUCCAAGGUUUUUCAUUCAUAAAUCCAUUGCUAGGUUAUGUGAGGUUCUGAGCGAUAAGUAUGCCAAAGAGAGCGAGACGUGUCUGUGCUUCCCAUCGUACAGUGUUGCCAAGAGGUGUAGAGAGUUCAUAGCUGUGAAAGCUCCUACUGUGUUUUCAGAGCUGCCAGCUCCCAAAGUACGUAUCUUGCAGCUGGCUACCACGAAACCUAUCAAUGCCGAAGAGGCAAAGUGGAAGAGAGAAUGCAAGAUUGCCGUAGUGUUUGUGGCCAAAGAAUACUACCCGUUGAUGAAGCAGUACUGGCAGCACACGGGCGAAAUCAUAUCCAGUAGAUUCGCAGAGUACGUGUUGCACGAGCUCUUUAUUGUUGAGAGGUCUAGUAGGACUGCGGAUGUCUCCCGCGAGGCUGGGGAAGACGUUGGCGGGACUCGCAGUGAGGAAGAGUUUAUCGAGACCAGAUUCGGCAGGAGCCUGGAUCUCUCCUUUGCAGACCAGGCGAAGCAGCUGAUCAAGAAGCGCAUCGCAACGAAAGUUGUCGAGGAGGGCUCUAGCGAGGACGUGGCGCCACAGGAACAUGUCGUGGCGACAGAGUCGACAGUUGUAGAGACUAUUGAGCAAAGCGACACCGUGGCCAGCGAGAUAAUCGAUGUGCAGGACAUCGAAAGUGACAGGCGGCGCGGUCUAGAGGUAAAUCCCGACAAGGAUGUGUUCUUGUUCCCGAGCGGUAUGGCAUCCAUCUUCACAGCACACCGUCUGCUGUUGCACUACGAUUCCCAGCGAGUCAGUAGAUCAAGAUUCAGCAGCGCCAGCGGGGCCGCGGCCAACACAGAGAAUCACUCGCCAUCGCCAGCAUCAUACCUGGUCGGGUACGGUCCGCCAUACAAGAAGACGGUCAUGUUCGGGUUCCCCUACACAGAUACGCUCAGUAUACUUCAAAAAUUCAACCACACCCACUUCCUAGGCCACGGUGACUCCUCGUCGAUGGAGGAGCUGAAAAGCAUCCUGCAGUCCGGCGAGCAAAUCCUUGCGGUGUUCAUGGAGACGCCGUCAAACCCACUUCUGAAGAUGGGCGACCUGGUCGAGCUCAGACGACUCGCCGAUCUGUACGGCUUCUUCAUCGUGGUCGAUGAGACCGCGGGAGGAUUCGUCAACAUCGACGUGCUCCCGCACGCAGACAUCGUGUGCAGCUCACUGACCAAGAUCUUCAGCGGCGAUUCCAACGUGAUCGCGGGCUCGAUGGUGCUGAAUCCGCAGAGCAAGCUGUACCGCUUCGCACAAACGUUCCUGCUCGCCAACGGCGAGUACGAGGACCAUCUGUGGUGCGAGGACGCUCUGGCCCUCGAGCGGAACUCCCGCGACUUUGUCCAGCGAACCAUCAAGAUCAACCGCAACACAGAGUGUCUGCUGCAGAACGUCCUGAUCCCGCAGAGCGGGAAGCUGUUCAAGAAGAUCUUCUACCCCAGUUUGACCUCCAGGGAGACCAAGCUCCACUACGACGCCGUCCGCUGCAAGGCCGACGGCGGCUACGGCGGCCUUUUCUCGCUGACUUUCUACCGCCUCGAGCAGGCCCGCGCAUUCUUCGACGCCCUGCACCUCUGCAAGGGCCCCUCCCUCGGAACAAACUUCACCCUCGCCUGUCCCUACGCCAUCCUGGCCCACUACCGCGAGCUCGACCAAGUUGCCCGCUACGGUGUCGAGCGCUCGCUCGUCAGAGUCAGCGUCGGGCUCGAAAACAAGAACUACCUCUGUCAAGUCUUCCAGGACGCCAUCGACAAGGCCCUCCUCGCAUAA
Molecule: messenger RNA, 1935 nt
Organism: Torulaspora globosa
Lineage: Eukaryota; Fungi; Ascomycota; Saccharomycetes; Saccharomycetales; Saccharomycetaceae
Gene: STR2
Product: cystathionine gamma-synthase
Exons: 1
Coding region: 1-1935 (644 amino acids)
Biological process (GO): transsulfuration
Molecular function (GO): cystathionine gamma-synthase activity; pyridoxal phosphate binding
Source: RefSeq, a predicted model, not a curated record